AUAUCGUCGCUUAGAAGCUUCCGUGCUAUCCUUGUCUCUCAGAUCUCUCUCUCUCUCUCUCUUACAUUCUCUCUCCAUGUAACGCAGUUAUUGAAAUUCGCUCUAUUGCACUAAAAGCCGUUGGAUUCUCUCCAUUUUACACCUCCCCCGCAUUCCAUGAUCUGCCCCUGAGCUCUCUGUAAGAAGGAAUGUUCAUUUUCCCGGAAAAAUCAUAAUCCCUAUUAUGUAUUUUCCCGGAAACUUUCAUUUUCCCUCGGAUUCCCCCUGCAGCUGCGCUUAACUCACCAAUCUGAUGGUUUUUUGAGCUUCUCUGGAGCUGACUUCUUGGAUGUAAUUUCGUGUUUUGUUUACUUAACGCAAUGAUCAGAAUUCAGAUCUUAAUAGGUUUUCUCUAUAUAUUUCAGUCCUAAAUUAUCAAUCGUUUUGUUGUUGUUUCUUAAGUUAUCUAAAUUCCCAAAGGUUUGCUUGAGAUUCUAGGGUUUUAUCUGUUGUUCUUAAUAGUUAAUAGUCUCUUAUUCGGAGCUUGACGGACGAUAGAUUUUCCCUAUUUUGUUUUCUGAUGUUUUAAAGUCAAGGUCUCUUGAAAUUUCAUAAUCUUCAAGGUCUCUGUUUUUUGUUUGUCAGUAGAAUUUGUGAACUCGCUUCGUGUUCCGAGGGAAAUCCGAUUUCGAGUUUUUUAAGAAUAGGGUUUUUGUUUGUUCAGGAAGAAAUUACCGUUUCUAGGAUAUAUUAUUAGGGUUUAGCAUUUCAUCUGAAUGGAUAAGGACAAGUCCCCUGGUCAUGGUGGCGGUUUACCGCCCCCUUCGGGUCGAUAUUCGGGGUUUUCGCCUGGUGGUAGUGGUUUCAAUGUGAAAUCUGAGCCAUCCAGCUCGUCGUUUCCUCCUUUGGCCCCCGGUGGUAGCUCAGACGUGGGUCAUUUUGGGCAUGGAUUGUCUGCUGAUUCCGGUCGGUUUAGCCAUGAUAUUAGCAGAAUGCCGGAUAACCCGCCGAGGAAAUUGGGUCACAGACGAGCACAUUCUGAAAUCCUAACCCUUCCUGAUGAUAUCAGCUUUGAUAGUGAUCUCGGUGUAGUGGGUGGUGCGGAUGGUCCUUCGUUUUCUGAUGAGACCGAGGAAGACUUUUUUUCUAUGUACCUUGAUAUGGAUAAGUUCAAUUCUUCCUCUGCUACAUCGGCCUUCCAAGUGGGUGAGUCGUCUUCUUCUGCAGCAACUGCAGCUAUGAUCGCAGCACCAGCUUUGGGUGCAGCAACUUCCUCUGCAGAGGUUGCAGGCAGUGGUUCUAAUGAGAGGCCUAGAGUUAGGCACCAACAUAGCCAGUCCAUGGACGGAUCGACAACCAUCAAACCGGAAAUGCUUGUUUCAGGUUCAGAGGAGAUUUCUUCAGCAGAUUCCAAGAAAGCCAUGUCGGCUGCUAAGCUUGCCGAGCUUGCUCUAAUUGAUCCCAAGCGUGCAAAAAGGAUUUGGGCAAAUAGGCAGUCUGCUGCUAGGUCAAAGGAAAGGAAGAUGCGGUACAUUGCUGAGCUUGAAAGAAAAGUUCAGACCCUGCAAACAGAAGCAACUUCGUUGUCUGCUCAGUUGACUCUCUUGCAGAGAGAUACAAAUGGUCUGACAGCAGAGAAUAGUGAAUUGAAGUUGCGCUUGCAAACGAUGGAGCAACAAGUUCACUUGCAAGAUGCAUUGAAUGAUGCACUGAAAGAGGAAAUUCAGCAUUUGAAAGUAAUGACUGGGCCGGGGCUCCCGAAUGGGGGACCUAUGAUGAAUUUUUCCUCUUUUGGAGCUGGUCAGCAGUAUUAUCCGAACAAUCAUGCCAUGCAUACUCUUUUAACUGCUCAGCAGCAGUUUCAACAGCUCCAGAUUCAUUCUCAGAAGCAGCAGCAGCAACUGCAUCAAUUUCAGCAGCAUCAACUGCAUCAACUUCAGCAGCAACAGAUGCAACAGGAACAGCAGCAGCCGCAGCAAAGCGGGGACCUGAAAAUCAGAGGAACCAUGCCUUCUCCGAGUCAUAAAGAAACCGCAUCAGACAUCAACUCACCAGAAACUUUGUGAUCUUGCCAGUCAUAGUUCAAAUUAGUAGUUCUAUCACCAUUUAGGAACACAUCGUUUUCGUUUCCCCGUUUUGAUCGUUUAGCAGGUACGUCAAUAUAAACUACAUUAUUUGUAGGUUGCUCCACACAUUCUCGGAGCUCAGGAUUGAAUUGUUUUGUUACACAUGUUUUAUUUGGCAUAGUUGUAGCUAGCACCUUCUGGUCGGUAGUUCUGUUAACAUUUAGAUGUUGCGGAUUUGUUUUAAGCUGUUACUUUGCUCUUUCAUUCUCGCACUCUGCACUCAUGUAUGGAAAAAUGUCGGUUCACAUGUCCGAGUCUCCUUUCCAUGGAGGUUGUGAUUUAGUUAAUUUUAAGAGACAAGCUGUGACGAGGAAA
Molecule: messenger RNA, 2420 nt
Organism: Morus notabilis
Lineage: Eukaryota; Viridiplantae; Streptophyta; Magnoliopsida; Rosales; Moraceae
Product: probable transcription factor PosF21
Exons: 4
Coding region: 756-2045 (429 amino acids)
Biological process (GO): regulation of DNA-templated transcription
Cellular component (GO): nucleus
Molecular function (GO): DNA-binding transcription factor activity
Source: RefSeq, a predicted model, not a curated record